AUGCAAUGGCACUUGGAUGCAAUGAAGAUGUAUUUAUGGGAAGAGCAUAAAUCUCGUAUGAGCAAACUUUGGUUAACUCAGAGCAAUAAUUCAUUCGCGGACGCAAUUCUUCAGUGGUUUCAUUUGCCAUAUGCAGGCUAUCAAACCCUCUCGACAUCUUUACUUUGUAUCACCCGUAAAAAAUUAAAUCAUGGGGGUGGUUUCGACCGUUAUGACAAAUUGGUCGAUCGUUAUCACAAUAAUGUUCAUUUCAUGAAGUGGAGAGCUCAACUUUUGCGUGAUUUAAUUCUUUAUCGUCUUCCAACUUCUGUUCACUCACAAUCGACAAUUCUUGGUGCCUCUGCUGCUCCAUCAUCACAGGUGGAUUAUGGAGAGCGAAAGAUAAUCCAAGUGUCAGAUAUCAAUCAAUACUCUUCAUCCAUCAUUGAUUGGUACACAAAAGCUACAUCUGAUCAUCGAAUACUGAAUCAUACUUUAAGACAAAAACAACUUCAUGAUAUCGUAUGUCGUCGACAUACUAUUGUCGCUCUAAUUAAUUCUUUACGUCGACCUUUAACAGCAGAAGAGGAUGGUACCUUGCUAAUUCUUCUCCGCGCUCAAAAAAUGACUAUAUUCGAACUUGAAAAAAUGAAACACAAUAUAGGAGAAAUCAUCAGUGCUGCUCCAUUUCUUUCUACUACUAUGAAUCCUCAAAUUGCUGAAAUAUUUGUCGGUGAUGGAUCAGAUGACAAUCCUUAUCUUGUUUCUGUGAUUUUGAAAAUCUAUCUUGAUACUGGUCAAGAAAUGCGUCCAUAUGCUCGUAUUUAUAAUAGUGCCGAAGAAGAAGUACUAUUGUCACCUGGCACGAAGUUUGUUCUUAAAUCUUGUAAACAAAUUGACGAUAAAGAACGACGAUGGCUCUUGGAACUAUAUGCCAUCUCAGAGAAACAACAAGAAAAAGUUGAGUUAACCUAUGGAGAAACAUUUAUGUUACUUAAUGAAGCAAGUGGAUGGCCGAAACAGUCGUGGUUGUUCAUUCAAAACAAAAUCACCUGA
Rotaria socialis is the source of this 1035-nucleotide messenger RNA. NCBI's taxonomy places the organism in Eukaryota, Metazoa, Rotifera, Eurotatoria, Philodinida, Philodinidae. The record is from the annotation of a GenBank genome assembly.